Messenger RNA from Schizophyllum commune H4-8, 1706 nucleotides. Its product is annotated as WD40 repeat-like protein. Gene Ontology annotation, biological process: proteasome-mediated ubiquitin-dependent protein catabolic process. Gene Ontology annotation, cellular component: nucleus. Bases 58 to 1617 code for a protein of 519 amino acids. The transcript has 4 exons. Gene Ontology annotation, molecular function: protein-macromolecule adaptor activity; protein binding. The record is from RefSeq and is a predicted model, not a curated record. Lineage: Eukaryota; Fungi; Basidiomycota; Agaricomycetes; Agaricales; Schizophyllaceae.
CGACGCUGAGCAUUGCGCGAAGCCGUAACAUAUACCUUCCAGACUCAGCCUUACAACAUGCUACCCAGCCCAUCCUCCUCACCUGCGCGUCCUGUUCUCCAUGACCGCGUCAACGAAGAGCAGGCAGUGACGCCCACGCACAGGAAGACCACGACCUUCCUGCCAACACCCCGAGCCAGCGAGAAGAAGAGAAGGCCUGGUACCUCCGAUCUCUUCUUUGCGAACAAACGCCCAAGGAUAUCCUCCGACUCGUCCGACGAUGAAGAUGAGAGCAGCGAGGAAGAGGAUGUUUUCAGGGCUCCACGCUGUCGCGUCAGGCUUCCUAAUCAGCUGCUGGAGAGCUCGAGACAAAGACAGACCUGGGGCGUGCAGAGCUACUCUACUCGCCCAAUCCUGCAGACGUUCGUAUCGUCAUCGAAGACAGACGUAUACACAUGUCGAUCUGAGGACACGGGGAAUGUCAUUCCACCGUACGCUUGCGAGUAUACCAACAAAUCUAGACGAGGAGAAGAGUCGGUACUUGCCGUUGCAACGGAGGAGGGCAGCGUUCAGAUCAUCAAGACCGCUCCGCGCGAUCCAUGGGAUCCCGAACCUCAGCGCACCAACCUGCGCCCUCACACAAACGGCAUUUUCAGCCUCAGAUGGGAUGCGACGGACACACUACUGGCCACUUCCGGCGGCGAUCUCAGUACCCACAUCAGCAACGUCACGACAGCCGAACUCGUCUGCACGCUACGCGCUCAUGUCUCGACCGUCAAGACAUCCAUAUGGGAUCCCGCUCACCGUGAUAUUCUGGCGACUGGCGGGCGUGACGGAUGCAUUCAUAUCUGGGAUUUGCGGGCUGCAGAGCGACGGAACGAGGAUGGGUCGCUCACGCCCGUGAAGAGCAUCGUUCGCGCGCACGAAGAGUCCUCGCAGAAGCCAAAAGGCAGGAAGGCGAAGUCGCCGCCUAUGCCGAAAGGCGUCACGAGCUUGGCGUACACGGAUACGAUGCCCUACGCCUUAUUUAGCAGCGGGUCUGCCGACGGGAUUCUCCGCUACUGGGACCUCCGCGACCCCAAGCCAGCCCGACGCACCAAGCGAACCAAGCCAAUCGAAAUCUCCGAACCACUCCUCAUAUCUCCCACCGACCCCACCAUCUCCCAAGGCGCCCGCCGGCCCCGCGGCAUCGCAAGCAUCGUCUCCGGCCAUGGGCCCACCUCCGGCCUGCUCUUCGCCCUCGGCCUCGACUCGCGCAUUCACACCUAUUCUGCCCACACCCUCGACCCGCUGCCCUUCAGCUGCGCGCACGACCGCAUGCAGACGAACAACUUCUACCUCGGGCUGGACUUGUCCCCCUGCGGGCGGUGGCUGGCGAGUGGGAGCACUGGCGGUCAAGGGAGGGCCUUCUUGUAUGAUGUGGCGAAUGCAGGGCGGCCAGGGAGUGCGUCAGUUGCUGGCGUAGAGCUGAAGGGGCAGGUGGGAGAUGUGGGCGCGGUCAGCUGGGCAAGGGACUCGCUGGCGACGUGUGCGGACGAUGGGACUGUGAGAGUUUGGCGGCCAGACGUCGCGCGGUAUCGACAGUGCCGAGCGGAUCCUACGGACUCGGAGUGGACGUGGAGUUGGGCAAGGGAUUAAUUUGUGUGUGCGUGCUGUACUUGUUGCAUGUCAAUGGAAGCUACUGCCGUACAUGUGCUUGGAAUCCACAACGAUGCUAUUGUGAUUUA